CAUUUGUCUUUAUAAGAGGGCAAAUAGUGGAGGGCAGCAGGAAGCCAGGCAGAACCCUAAAGUGCUAAGGCAGAGAAAGGAGAGAGAGAAGAGAUAAGAGGCUGAAGAGGGUUAACAUCAGCCUCCAAGUUAGCUUCCAAUUCUUGGUGAAACUCCCAGAGGGAGACUGAUAAAUCAUGAAGUUAAUUGCCAUCCUUUUCCUUUGUUCCAGGCUGCUAACAAGUUUCGCCCAAGAGGACCAACCACAAGAAGUUGACUGCAAUGAUGAGGAUGUAUUUAAGGCUGUGGAUGCAGCUCUGAAGAAAUACAAUGAUGGAAGCAAAAGUGGCAACCAGUUUGUAUUAUACCGCAUAACCGAAGGCAACAAGACGGUACACCUUGACAUAUUUUAUUCUGUCAAUUACGAAAUUAAAGAGGGCAACUGUCCUGUUCAAAGUGGCAAAACCUGGCAGGACUGUAACUACAAAGAACCUGAGCAAGCUGCCACAGGAGAAUGCAUGGCGACCAUAGGGAAGAGACGGAAUGUGGAAUUUGCUGUGACAUCCCAGACCUGCCACAUUACUCCAGCCAAGGGCCCUGUGGUGACCUCUGAGUAUGAAUGCCAUGGUUGCCUGAACCCCAUAAGGACUGUACCCGCUGACUUCAACCCUGUUCUGAGGCAUGCCAUUGAACAUUUUAACAACCACACUAAUCAUUCCCACCUCUUUGCUCUUAAAGAAGUAAAAAGGGCACAGAGACAGGUGGUGUCUGGAUGGAACUAUGAAGUUACUUACUUAAUUGAGCAGACUAAUUGUUCCAAAGAGAAUUUUAAAUUCUUAAACCAAGACUGCAAGGCCCUUCGCAAUGGUGAUACUGGUGAGUGUACAGAUCUUGCAUACGUGGAUCCUCAGCUAAGAAUUGCUUCCUUCUCACAGAAGUGUGAGAUUUUACCAGGAGAGGAUUUUACCACAGGUUGCCUUGGCUGCCCCGACGAGAUACCUGUCGACAGCCCUGAGCUGAACGAGGCUCUGAAUCAUUCCAUUACAAAACUUAAUGCACAGAUUAAUUCAAUUUUCUUGUUCAAGAUUAACAUUGUGCACAGAGCAACAUCACAGGUGGUGAGUGGAUUCAAAUAUUUUAUUGACUUCACAGCCAAGGAAACCACAUGUUCCAAGCAAAGACAUGAAGAGUUGAGCGAAAGUUGUGAGUUCAAAAAACAUGGAGCAAUUCUAAGAUGCACUUUUGAUGUUUACCAUCCAGUAGGUGAGAAGAAAAAAAUUGACUCUACUUUCAAAUGUCAAUCACCACAAAAGGAGCAACUAAGACCCUGCGUGUACAAGGGCCGACCUCAGGAGGCAGGGGCAUAGCCAACAUCUGAGAGUGUGGCCUCUUGACCAGUGGGCAGAAUCUCCACACCUGGCACAAUAGCCCCAGCAACCUGUCAGCAGCCCUAAAUGGAAGGACAAGAAGAUGGGAUAGAAUGUCAAUAGAGAAGAAUGCCAUUUUAUCAUUCUGUUUCUGGGUGAAAUAAAGUUUGAUCUUAAUGUUCACA
Molecule: messenger RNA, 1531 nt
Organism: Myotis daubentonii (Daubenton's bat)
Lineage: Eukaryota; Metazoa; Chordata; Mammalia; Chiroptera; Vespertilionidae
Product: kininogen-1-like
Biological process (GO): negative regulation of endopeptidase activity
Cellular component (GO): extracellular region
Molecular function (GO): cysteine-type endopeptidase inhibitor activity
Source: RefSeq, a predicted model, not a curated record